GCGAGUCUGGUAGAGCAUAGAAUGGGGUUUGCGACGGUACAGGAACCGAAUUCCGGAGGCGUUUCUGGACGGAGCUACAAGCGCCGCUCUACCUGUACCAACGUCACUCUUCAAAGCAGCAAGGAAAUAGUUGUGGCUGAAGUCCAUUGCAAGACUCCAGUGAAAGAUAAAGAUGGCAAACGUAUUACCCCUUCACCAGAGACAAAAGAGAACACAACAGAAGUGGUUUAUAAUAGCCAAAAAGAGAAAGGCAACUUCUGUUAGUCCUUAGUGUAUGUCAUAAGUUAUAAGUAGCUACUCCCAAAUAGAAGCUUGUUUCUCUCUUUCUCUCGUUUAGCUGUGCAUGCAGUAUAAAUACAAGCUGUGUAUAUAAUAUAUAUACAAAAUACUCUUC
Molecule: messenger RNA, 394 nt
Organism: Geodia barretti
Lineage: Eukaryota; Metazoa; Porifera; Demospongiae; Tetractinellida; Geodiidae
Source: the annotation of a GenBank genome assembly